Messenger RNA from Cylas formicarius (sweet potato weevil), 5706 nucleotides. Its product is annotated as methionine aminopeptidase 1D, mitochondrial. Gene Ontology annotation, molecular function: metalloaminopeptidase activity. Gene Ontology annotation, biological process: proteolysis. The coding region runs from base 276 to 1214 and encodes 312 amino acids. The record is from RefSeq and is a predicted model, not a curated record. The transcript has 6 exons. Lineage: Eukaryota; Metazoa; Arthropoda; Insecta; Coleoptera; Brentidae.
GGUUGGUAAGGCGUUGACCUGCCAAAUGGAACUUGCCCGAGGUUGUGGGUUCGGUCCCCACCAGGAGCUUUGGGUGUUGUGUGCGUGAAAAAUUAUUAUCGGUCAAUUUUCAUAUUAAAAUGGGUGCAUAUCCGAAUUGAGAUGAGCAUAGUUAAGCGUAAUGAAAAAGAAACUAAAUUUGGUGUUCUUUGAGUAUUAUUGGCCAAGUUUGGGAGGAUCAUACGGCUAUUGGUGGGUGAUCUGACCAACCAAUUUAAGGAGGGGUUACCUUCAAAAUGAGAUUCAACAAUCUGCUUAAAAAAAUUUUACUCCGCAAUAAAAGAACAAAUUUCGGGAACUAUGAGCUAGUUUACCCAAAGGAAAUCUCCCCGAGAAAUCACGUACCCGAUCAUAUACAAAAACCAAGUUACUUUCAAACUGGCAAUCCUUCGGAAAACGUCCCAAUGGUCGAGAUAAAAACCGAUGAACAAAUUAAACGAAUGAAGAAGUCUUGCAUUUUGGCGGCUAAUAUCCUUCAUACAGUGGGAGAGCAUAUAAAAAUUGGCCAAACUACGGACGAAAUUGAUAAACUGGUCCACGAGCUCACAAUUAAAUCUGGCGCCUAUCCCUCACCCUUAAAUUACAAACACUUUCCCAAGUCAGUGUGCACUUCUGUUAACAACGUAGCCUGCCACGGCAUUCCCGACAGUAGACAGCUAGAAGAUGGUGAUGUUGUCAACGUUGAUGUUACAGUGUUUCUUGAAGGAUACCAUGGAGAUUGUUCCAGAACUUUUCUUAUAGGGAAUGUUGAUUAUCAAGGAAAAAAGCUAGUUGAAGCCACCGAAACCUGCUUAAACACUGCUAUCGGUAUAUGCAAAUCCGGAGAAUAUUUUAGAAGUAUCGGGGCCUGCAUCGAAGAAAAAGCCGGCGAUCUUGGUUUUCAAGUUAUACCUGCAUUCAUAGGUCAUGGAAUUGGCGAUUACUUCCACGGGCCUCCGGAUAUUUAUCACAUAAGCAAUGACUAUCCUGGCACUAUGGAAGCCGGUAUGACGUUCACCAUCGAACCUAUACUGACGCAAGGCGAGCAGCUUAUAGAAAUCCUGGACGAUGAUUGGACAGCGGUCACUGCGGAUUCGGCCAGAACGGUCCAAUUCGAACACACCAUACUCGUUACCAGCGGCGGCGCGGAAGUGCUAACGCUACCAAGUUAUAAUCCUCGACAAAUUUUUAAAUAAUUUAUUUUAUACGGGAGUACAAAAGAAAAAUAAAAGAUAUUUUAAUGAUUUUUUUCUUUUAUAUAUAAACGUACUGUGUACAAUUUUUUAAAAUUUCGUGUACAUAUUGCUCCCACUUUACUAUACAGUACCUAUUUACAACUCCGAGUGGGCUCCGGCGAUGAGAAAAUAACCAAAACCGUACGUUUGCUUAAAAAAACAUUGACUUUGUAUAAAAUGGAAUGUUUUAUACUACAAGGGGAAAUGUUUGGUUAUUCUCUCAUUUUGUCUCCUUUUAGUACUAUUUACAAUGAUUAGUUGCACAGAAUGCUGACAUACCUCUAUACAGACUCUAUAAAUAGAAAAAUAUAUAGUUCUUUGUACCUUUCGCUAUGUAGAUUUUAAUGCCGGAGGUCGCGCAAGAAAUCCCGAUACUUUUUCACGAAAAAUUACGUUCAAAUGAUUCAAAUUGAUUGCGUUCUCAUCAACAUAUCUCAAUCAUUUGAGAUUUGGGAAAACUAUGCAUUUUCAUUAAGGAAACAAUCUACAAUAAUAUCCCAUAAUCAAUUAGUGGUCAACUUUGGAUAAAUCAGAAUAACCGGAAUAAACAAAUCAAAAAGUACAUUAUUUAGCAUAAAUUACGUAAAAUUUGUGCAUUUAGAGUCAUAAUGUACUAAAUUAUCAGAGGUGAACAGAAGAAUUAUUUGAUUUGAUUUAAUUGAAUUUUACAAAAAAUAUAAAUUUACAGAAUUUGUCGGGUUCGAAAAGAAUUUUUUCAGAAUUCGCGAAAUGAACAAAUAACAAAAAUUUGUGCAUUUAGAGUCAUAAAUGUACUAAAUUAUCAGAAGUGGAAUAAAAAUUAUUUGAUUUGAUUGAAUUUUACAAAAAAUAUAAAUUUACCACUCUCAAUAUUGAAAUUUGAAAUAGAUUAUUUAUAUUAUAUUUGUCUAUGGUUAAUAGUUUUCGAGAAAGCUGGAUUUUCAAUUUUCAGUACACAAAUUAGGACAAAUCAGAAUAGCGGAAACGAACAAAUCAAGAAGUACAUUAUUUAGCAGUGAGAACGAAUUUAUAACAAAAAAAUACACAAAUAACUGAUAAUUCAGUUUAGGCGACGAAAAAUAUGAUUUGUGUGCUCUAAAAUUUAGCUCAAAACGAUCGCAGUUUAAAAAUACGAAUAGCGGGAAACAAAGCGCCGCCAUCGUUCCUACAUUAUUGAGAAAAAUUGCUUGAUGCGGCGGGGAUAUGUCAACGGCAACUUGUAAUUUUCUCGACUAUUACAACUAAAGACGCGCAUUUAGACUAUUUAAUUAAAAAAAAAGAAAACAAUUACCCUUAGGACACCAGAGCAAGAUAGGUGCCGAAUUACAGUGAGUCACAAAAGUCUACGUACUGCAUAUUUAAAAAAAAAUAUAUUAUAAAGCGUUUCCCUUUUGGAAAAAUUUAAUUUUGCGAAAUGUCGAUGUUCAGGUAGAAUAAUUUUGAAAUGUACUGUAAACGAUAACUCACAAAAAUUAAAAUAUAAAUAUUACACAUUUAAAAUUUAUUCCACUAAAACUUCGUCGCUUUCAGAAUAACGAAUAUUUUAAGAGCGACUUUUGUGAUUCACUGUGUAUCCUUUAGCGCCGUUUUAAUAGUCGAAAAAGCGGCAAAAUUGAAACCAUGUCGCACUUAGAAAUAAUUAAAAAAAAAAAACAAGGACGUACAAAAACACGAAGGGGGAAACAAACGAUACAGUAAAACUCUCGUUUCAACCGACGAAAUAUACAGCGAUAUUCGGAAAGUCGGAACAUUCAUUACCUUACGACGAGAAAAAUAAUAAAAUAUACCUGCACAAAACAACACGUUUAUUCUUACGCGAUAACUAAAACGAAGUAAUCACUUUUGAGGGAGUGUUCCGCAAAAACAACAACGUGGCCGAAGCACUUUGACAGUGAACGCGAUAUCAAGUUUUAAUGGCGACGGGAAACAAAAUUCACCCGAAUGCGGGACGGGACCGAUCGAAAACAUUACAAACCAACAAGUGACGCCAUUUUGGUUGGCAAUUGUCAAACAUUGUCGGUUUUUCAGUGUGCGUUUCUCAAAAUAUCAGAGACCAGAGAUUAAAGGACUUCUACUUCUGUGUUUUGGGUUUUCCACUUUGAGUGGUAGUCGCUAUGUCCCUUAUUUAUACGCUGUAAAUAAAAAUUGUUGGAUUUUUAAACCGUUACGAAACUUCUCAAUUCAAUUUUACCGUCUUAUAUAUAUUCCAUGUUUAAAACAGUUUGGCAACACUGCGUAGCUGCAGGGCUCUCCGGAACGGUGUAAACAAGCCACAUUUUCAUUUUAAUGAUGUAAAUAGUUGCAUGAAAAGGGAAACAAGGCACAGAAUUUUAUUCAGCGACUUUGUAGAAUAAUGCCAUAAAUGCUUUUUUUUUAUCUAUUACCAUUCUAGUUCUAGCCGAUCGAAUUUUGACUCAGAUGAUAGUUUCAAGAACAAAGAUUACGUGGAAACCAGUGCUGAAGAUAGUAAUGGAAAGUAAUGUGGUGAAAAAAAAAAACGUAUCAAUUUUUAGCCGCGUGGUCUGAGGGUAUUUUAAAGUUUUUGAGCCAGUGACGCUUGGUUUGUUUAGAAACACAAUGGCUUACUUUGAGGAAGAACAAGCAAGACUGGCAGAGGAUGAAGGGCAUUUAUUUUUUAAGAAGAUAUCACUGAACUUCAGAUAUCGUACGAUUCCUUCCUUCACUGCUGAGGAUUGAACAGUAUGGAGGAAGCAAAGAAUUUGGUUUACCCAAGAAACUGGUCAGUUAGGAAUGAAUGGAAUAAUGAUGAGGGGAAGCAGGAAACAUUGGGCUCCAAAUACAAAAUAUAACUAUCGGAGACUAAAACCUUGAAAGAGUUAUAGAAUCCAAAUACCUUGAAACAACCAUCAUAAGGGUUGUAACGCCAUUGAAACGUCAUACAUAAUCAUCGAGAGUCCCAAUAAAUUUAUUUCAAAAUAUUCGGAAAAUUAUGCGCGAGAAAGACCAGCCUGAACCAGCCUGGUGAUUUUGCCCUAGUUGAUGACAAAAAAUGGUAUGUACCAAAUUUGGAGGGCAACAUUUAGAAGAACCAUAUGCAUUAAAAAAUUCACUGAGUAUUGCGGAACGGGUAUAGAUCUAUCAGACCCAGCAUGUUUUACCAUUCAGGUGUCAUUCUCAUAUAUUCCAAGAAGGGCAUUAAUAUGGAGAUGGGGGACAAAUGCAAACCGGAAAUUGUAACUUUCUGUAACACAGCAAUCAGUCAAAAGAAACCUUGGUGUACAAUAUGUACAAUUCAGCAAUGAAGAUAUAAAAGACGACAACAAAGAUUAUUUCGAGGACAAAUGAUGUCUCAGAUGAUGAUUGACAUUUUAAUUUUUCUUAGUUUAGGAUAUAAACUGAGAUACAAUGUGAUUUAACGACUUAUAUUAAAUAAUAAAAUUACUCCAAAAUAAUUUGGGCUGGCUUGGAGUAAGUUUUGCGCGUUCGCUAACGUUAGCACUAAUUUAAAAUUCGAGACCCAUUUUCACUAAGCAAUAUAGAAAUGAGGCUAAGGCAUUUUUCAGUUAGUGAUGUUUCGUCAUGUACGAAGUUAUUUUUCAAAGGUUGUCAGGUAGAAAAGGCAGCAAGUCUCACCGUUAAAUUGCAGGAAAUUGUUGUAACGAGAAAAUCGAGUUUUAGACGCAAAACUUUCUAAAGGACAACUCGACUAAACCAUUACCAUUAAAAAGUCUCAACUUUUCGUCAAUUUUGUGCUAACACUUACGCCCUCUAAUAAUAAGGCUGAUUUUGUGGGUUAUAUUUUGAUUUUCAUUAAAAUACUCUUAACUCGUUUCAUAUCUAAUUCUCGUAUUUAUCAAGCAGUAAUUUUUUUUUAUUGAAUGAAAAUACUAAACGAGGGCUUACAAAAAAGUAUUCCCCUUUGCCAUAACUGAAAUAUUACGCCACGAGGUACGUUUUUCCAUAGGCAGAUACCAUCCUAACAUUCUUCGGGUUUUCAGUUUUUUUUUGAGUAUGAAUUAUUUUUUUGAAAAUUUAAGGUACUUGAAAAACUACUUUCCAGUUCAUCAAAACAAAAAUAAAUAGUUGCAUAACCUCACUUUUGCUAGUUAUUGCGUUUACUGGCCAUUAUCAAGUGAAAUUUUCGCUUGCUAAGAAGACGGACUUGUCCACCAUCUAAGAUCAAUUAUGGCGCAAAUUUUUUUUAGGCAACAUAUUCUGCAGCAAAGAUUCUUAAGCCAAAACUAUAUGCCUCAAUUUUACCUUUCCAUCAGUCGAUUAAUUUGUUAUCGGCCACUGUCAAAGUACUUCACAACUGUCGAGGUUCGUUCCGCCUAUGGGGUCCGAAAUGUUUCAAUCGUGAGGGGGCGGAGCCGCGAAAUGACGUCAACAGAUCUUAAGGUAGCAUUGCCGAAACGUAAACGAGUGCAGAGAUCAAGGGGAGGGGGCUGAGCCGUCCCGCACAUACCGCUAAACCCUUUUCGAGGAACUGGCGUAUUCAAAACACUCUCGGCUU